GCAGCUCGGGAGUCAGAGAGGAGGAGGAAGUGACGUGACUCGUCGCUCAGUUCCGGCGGGCGAGGGCGGGUGACGGCGAUGGCGGCGUCUGCGGCUGGUCCGAUGCCGGUUCCCCGCGCGGAGUUGAAGUUGGUCCGGCUGCUGAGCCGCUGCGAGGCGCUGGCGGCGGAAAGACGCGGGCCGGACGAGUGGCGGCUGGAGAAGUAUGUAUCUGCUCUGGAGGAGAUGCUUCUUGCACUUAAGAAACACACCAGCAAACCCGCUCCCGAGGUGCUGAACGAAUAUUCCCGCAAGGUGGACUUCUUAAAGGGACUGCUGGAAGCAGAUAAGCUGCCGUCAUCAUCUGAAAAGGCCCUGGCGAAUCAGUUCCUGGCCCCCGGGCGGACCCCCACCACCACCAAGGAGCGGACCCCGGCAACCAAGACCGUGCACCUGCAGAGCAAGGCCCGCUGCACGGGCGAGAUGAGGAGCGAGCUGCUUGAUCUGGACGAGACGACCUUGAGGAAGCGUGUGGGCCCGUUCCCUGACGAGAAGCAGUCGGCUGCUGAGCUGGAUGCCGUCCUUCAGCACCACCACAGCAUCCAGGAGAAGUUGGCCGAAGAGAUGCUGCACCUGGCCCGCAACCUCAAGAGCAACACUCUGGUGGCGCAGAACGUGAUCAAGCAAGACAACCAGACACUCUCUCAUUCGCUCAAGCUGGCCGACCACAACUUUGAGAAGCUGAAGGAUGAAUCUGACCGCCUGGAGCAGCACGCAAAGAAAUCGGUCAACUGGUUCCUCUGGCUGAUGCUGAUUGUCGUCUGCUUCAUCUUCAUCAGCAUGAUCCUGUUCAUCAGGAUCUUCCCCAAGUUGAGGUGAUCUCCAGGUUGACUGCAGGCUUGCCUCCUUGCCUCGCACUCUCCCCUGCGAAGGCCUGAGGCGCUUGUCCGAUUCAGUCUCUGAAGAUACCCGGCGGAAGAAGGCUCUGUUACCGCCAGACUGCAGCACCUGACACCUGGGGAAAUAUCCCUCCUGCUUAGGAGGGUGACUGGGGAGGCACCUUCAACUAAUAGGCUAAUGAAAGCCUGUUAGCUGAAGGAGGACGUAGCCUUGUGUGACCUGGGAGAGGCAGAGGAACAGCAGCUUCUGGGGCCUGGUUCACCCAGACCAGGGAGGUUGCAAGGCUGUGCCUGGACUCUGUCAUUUCAGGCUGAAGUCAUCCACACCCACCUCCUGCAUGCAAACAGGCACGGCUAGGCUAGACCCUCUUCCUCCUUCGCCAUCUUAUGUUACGUUUGGAUGAAGGGAGCAUUCUGUCACGUAAGGCCUGCCGACGUGACGCUGAGCAGUGUUGAAGGCACAUUUGCCACCGAGCUCUGCCGUUUUGCAAGGGACGGUGCACUCUUAGGCAAUCCCUCUUGCCUCAAGGCAGAAACUCGUUGUCGGGACUGGCCGCGAGGAAUAAAAACGUGACGAUUUCAUUUAUCUUUGAUGAGUUUCUGAAUGCCUUCUGGUAUUCAAGUCCUGGUUGCCUUGAGGGCAGGGCAGCCUAAGGGCCCCAUAACCUCAGGCGCAGGCAGUGGAGUGGAACCCUUCAUGCUUCUGCCUCCCAGCCAAGGCAGGGGUGGUGGGAAAGAGGAGAGUCCAGCCUGGCCAUUUGGGAGGCGGAUUGGGACCUCGGCAAAUGGAGUACAAUGCUCAUGCAUCUGUCAGCUCGUGGUUAGGCUAGAUGUGCCCCCCUCCUCAGCCCCCCCUCCUCUUCCCCCUUUGGGAAGCAACACCAGGGGGAGUAAGAGCUGCUGUGGUGGUGGUUUUCAUGAGGCAUCCUCUCAUUAAGAGCAGUCCUGGAGGUAAAGGGCCAACGGUGUGGUUAAUAAUCUGCAGAGAACAGUGUCUGCCUGCUCUCUCUCCCCAGCAAGGCCUCACCCUGUUCCUGAAGCACCCGGGCACUUGGCACUCGCCCCGCAGGAGGGCUGGGCCUGCAGAAGUGCAGUCCCCUCAGGGAAGGGAAGAGGAGUCACUGCCACACUUGACCACCAGCCCCAGAUGCCAGGGCUCUUCCCUCUCCCUCCCCUUGCCCCAUGGUGCUGCUUCCCUGUGCUGGAACCCCAAGCGCCCUCUGCUCCCCUCCACCACCGCCACCCUCCUGCUCAGAAAAUGUGCCUCUGCCUGCUGAUUCGGAACCCAAGUGAUGUAUCACCAACUGGCGUGCUGCAGCUCACACAUUAAAAAUCUCACUCGCUGUAA
Molecule: messenger RNA, 2226 nt
Organism: Rhineura floridana
Lineage: Eukaryota; Metazoa; Chordata; Lepidosauria; Squamata; Rhineuridae
Gene: USE1
Product: unconventional SNARE in the ER 1
Exons: 7
Coding region: 79-858 (259 amino acids)
Biological process (GO): retrograde vesicle-mediated transport, Golgi to endoplasmic reticulum
Cellular component (GO): endoplasmic reticulum; SNARE complex
Molecular function (GO): SNAP receptor activity
Source: RefSeq, a predicted model, not a curated record